This is a messenger RNA of Diospyros lotus (date-plum), 578 nucleotides long. RefSeq names its product light-regulated protein, chloroplastic. The transcript is spliced from 3 exons. The record is from RefSeq and is a predicted model, not a curated record. Gene Ontology annotation, cellular component: chloroplast. NCBI's taxonomy places the organism in Eukaryota, Viridiplantae, Streptophyta, Magnoliopsida, Ericales, Ebenaceae. The coding region runs from base 64 to 465 and encodes 133 amino acids.
UUGAUUUAUCUUCAUCACCAAACUAGACAUUGAAAUCAAAACUACCCAUCAAAAGCUUUCAAGAUGCAGGCAGCUUUGUGCUUGGCACCUCAAGUCCUCCCCUUCACACCAGCCAAAGUCCUCUCAGUCCCAAAGCCGCUAGCCACCUCUCUUUCUUCUCGGUUUGCUCCCAUUAAGGCUGCUUCUGUGGCUUCUGAGGCCACCUCCGUCGAUUACAGCUCUUCUUUCUCUGUGUUCCCAGCUGAAGCUUGUGAAACCAUCGGCGGAGACACCUGUCUUGCAGAGAUGUACCCUGAGGUGAAGCCCAGACAGCAGGCUACAGACAACAUGGCCAAGAUUGCCGCGGACCUCGUCGACAGAGAGUAUUUAGAGUACAAUGAUCCAAAGACUGUACUUCCAGGAGAUGCUUGCGACGUUCUUGGAGGAGAAUUCUGUGAGCGCACCUACCAGAAGGGGGUCUACUAGAAGUAGAACAAAGCCAUUGUUCCAGAACAAGAUACUAGAGCCUUUAUUUUUGUGUAUAGCACUUUGUAUUUUGCUGUAAUAGUUCCCACAUAUAAAGAAGCUUUGUUUACAGA